Molecule: messenger RNA, 1164 nt
Organism: Theobroma umbraticum
Lineage: Eukaryota; Viridiplantae; Streptophyta; Magnoliopsida; Malvales; Malvaceae
Product: protein TIC 20-IV, chloroplastic-like
Source: RefSeq, a predicted model, not a curated record
UGCGUGCAAAGCAACAUUCGUACUCUGCUUUGCUGGGUCGGUCUAUUCGACGGACUCUCCACCAGAUGGCUUCUGCAAUAGCUGCGGUCUCUGCUCCGGCCUUCCUUAUGCUCGCCAAACCUUCUCCACCUCAGGCCGCUCUUUGGUCUAAGGAUUUGAUUCUAGAGCCGUGCAUCGGUAACUACCGAGGAUGCAAGCCCUCAAAUGUCACAUGCAAGUCAAGUUUGCAGGCCAAUCUUUUAUCGUCAAGCAACAUUUGUGCGCCGGGUUUCUUGUCUUCUACAGGAACAUGGCAUAAACACCCUGUCGCUUUAUCAUCACAGUUUCUGGGUGAAGAGGAAGGUGACUUGCUGCAUAAAAACCACUUCUUAGCUAGACAGCGAAAAUCACGUUUUUCACCAAGAGCAUGCAAGGAUGAUAUAUUUAAAUUUAACUACCCUGUGAUAACCGAGAAGCCAGAUUGGUGGUGGAGGACUUUGGCAUGUGUCCCUUAUUUAAUAGCUUUGCAGAUUUCCAGCGCGGGAUAUUUUAUUCAGCCCUUGGCAGAACAUUAUGAUAUUUUUGAAAGUUUCGUUUACUUUGUCCCAGGAGCUAUUAGGAGAUUACAUCCAUGGUUCUCAAAGAUAUAUUCCUACAUUGGUAUUGGAAUUGUGAAGGAUAAAGAUUGGCCUCACUUCUUCAGGUUCCAUCUGAUGAUGGGCAUGUUAUUGGAGACUGCCUUGCAGUUAAUAUGGUAUACAGGCAAUGUUUUUCCACUCAUACACUACAACGGCAGGUUUGGGAUGUAUUUCUGGGCUGGCAUUGGAUUCUUCUACAUCUUAACCUUGUUAAUAUGUGUUAGGAGUGCUCUUGGUGGCAAGUAUGCUCAUAUCCCUUUUGUUAGUGAUGCUGCAUAUAUUCAUACACGGUUUAAUAUAGUGAGUUUUCAGAGGCCGUUCUAGGAGGCGUGCAGUCAUCUUUCAAGAUUUCAACUAGCGGAGGUCCCUUGGUGGUGUCAAAGACACAGCAAUUGGUAACCAUGAUGAGGCUAUUUGAGGAGUGCAAGAGUUGUAGGGGAUUAAAACAUGUAUACAUUUUUCCUUCAAUUUUCUUUUUGGAAAACUUAUGGACUAUGAAUGCAGAUGGAAUGUAGCAUGUCAUUAAUAAAGUUGAUUAGAAUAUCAA